This is a messenger RNA of Austrofundulus limnaeus, 2453 nucleotides long. Its product is annotated as glycerol kinase. Gene Ontology annotation, cellular component: mitochondrion. The record is from RefSeq and is a predicted model, not a curated record. The transcript is spliced from 20 exons. Gene Ontology annotation, biological process: glycerol-3-phosphate biosynthetic process; glycerol metabolic process; triglyceride metabolic process. NCBI's taxonomy places the organism in Eukaryota, Metazoa, Chordata, Actinopteri, Cyprinodontiformes, Rivulidae. Gene Ontology annotation, molecular function: glycerol kinase activity. Bases 155 to 1771 code for a protein of 538 amino acids.
CCUGAUUGGACGGUCUGUGAAGACGCCUGUURCCGAGCAGCCAAUCGUUAGGACCGAUGCGGUUGCGUCAUCAGCGGGGAAGGUCCCGCCCCCCUCCUGCCGGAGCUCUGCUCGGUUUGAACCCGAGGCUCGAGCCCAUCCGAACCGGUCAAAGAUGGACCCGCUGGUCGCAGCCAUCGAUCAGGGCACGAGCUCUACGAGGUUCCUGGUUUUCAACACAAAAACAGCCGAAGUGAUCGGUCACCAUCAGGUGGAGAUCAGCCAGAGGUUCCCGAAGGAAGGAUGGGUUGAGGAGGACCCCAGAGAGAUCAUCCGGUCCGUUUACGAGUGCAUGGAGAGGACCUGCGAGAAACUGGAGCAACUUAACGUUGACAUUUCCAACAUUAAAGCGGUGGGAGUGACCAAUCAGAGAGAGACCACCCUGGUUUGGGACAAAGAGACCGGAGAGCCGCUCUACAACGCCAUCGUCUGGUUGGACCUGAGAACCCAGUCCACAGUGGAACGGCUCAUUAACAGAACUCCAGGCAGAAACAAGAACCACCUGAAGGACAGAACCGGACUCCCCAUCAGCACCUACUUCAGUGCUGUGAAGCUGCGCUGGCUGCUGGACAACGUGGACCAGGUCCACCAGGCRGUUCUGAGUAAACGGGCCAUGUUCGGCACCGUGGACUCCUGGAUCAUCUGGUGCCUGACGGGAGGCAGGACCGGAGGGGUCCACGUGACGGACGUGUCUAACGCCAGUCGCACAAUGCUCUUCAACAUCCACACGUUAGACUGGGACCUGGAACUCUGCAGGUUCUUCGACAUUCCAGUGGAAAUCCUUCCAAAGGUCGGGAGCUCGUCUGAAAUCUACGGCUGGAUGAAAUCCGGCUCGCUUGCAGGAGUUCCCAUCUCCGGGUGUUUGGGGGACCAGUCGGCAGCUCUGGUGGGUCAGAUGUGCUUCGAGGAGGGCCAGGCCAAAAACACGUACGGCACCGGCUGCUUCCUGCUCAGAAACACAGGGACCAGGCCUCUGACGUCGGAACACGGCCUCCUCACCACCGUCGCCUAUAAGCUGGGCAGGGACAAACCCGCCUGCUACGCUCUGGAGGGUUCAGUGGCCAUCGCAGGAGCUGUGAUCCGCUGGCUGAAGGACAACAUGGGCAUCGUCCAGUCGUCCUCAGAGAUCGAGCAGUUAGCAGCUGCAGUAGGAACGUCGUACGGUUGUUACUUCGUCCCGGCGUUCUCCGGUCUCUACGCUCCGUACUGGGAGCCCAGCGCUCGAGGCAUCAUCUGUGGACUCACACAGUUCACCAACAGGAGCCACCUGGCCUUUGCUGCCCUGGAGGCUGUCUGCUUCCAGACCCGAGAGAUCCUGGAUGCCAUGAACAAGGACAGCGGUGUCCCUCUGACCCAGCUUAGGGUGGACGGAGGCAUGACGGGGAACCGAUUACUGAUGCAGCUACAGGCUGACAUCCUCUGCAUCCCUGUUGUCCGGCCCACCAUGUCCGAGACCACGGCUCUGGGUGCAGCCAUGGCAGCGGGGGCGGCUCCGGGGGUGGAGGUGUGGAACCUGAACCCAGGUCAGCUCCCCCACCUCACGUCUGAGAAAUACGAACCUCAGAUCAACCCAGAAGAGAGCGAGUACAGGUUCGCCCGCUGGAAGAAGGCCGUGCAGAAAGCCAUGAACUGGGAGACGUCGGAGACGAGCUGCAGCUCUAACGGUGAAGAGAAGAACGGCGCCCCCUGCUGGGUCCCUCCCACCCCGACCCUUGUCAGAGUGGACCCCUAAGGUCCGACGGUCAGCAGCAGUGACAGAACCGGGCGGUACCAGGAUCCGUUUCUCAGGACCGACGCAGAUCAGACCUCCUGGGAUCCGAUCCAGACCUGCUGGGUUCUACACAAACAGCCUGUGGAGCUCCUGAACACAAACUUUAAUAUUUAGUUUGUAAGAAAGGGAAAGUAAAUCAAAGCGUCCAGUUAAAGGGAUUUUCCUCUUCUGAGGUCCAGCUCAGUUCUGGACCAGCAGACCUUGUUUUAAAUGGAGCCACGUUUAUAAGAACAAAGCCUUUAAAAUGUAAAUUUAAAUUUCCUGAAGACCACCAGGUCUCUGAUCCUACCUGGACCCUCCAAGCUGAGCAGCUCAGAUUCUAUGAACUCCCUUCAGUGGUCUGAAUGUAGAGAUUAACACUGACUAAUCUGAAUUAGAGAGUUGUACUGAGAUGACUGAAGCAGAAUAAUCUGUAAAUGAUUGUUUAUGAACUAAACCAACCACACCUCAACAUGGGUCAGAACCUGGACCGGGUCAGGACUGAGACCCAGAGUCUCUGAACAGAACUUUGUAAUAAUUCUUCUUUUGAUUUAGAAUUAAUGGAGUCUUUAUUUCACAGCCGUAUGAUUUAUGAGAUUAUUUAAAGGGAAGUGUUUUUGUAAAAUGAUGACCUGAAUGUGUUUAAUAAAACUGAGCCKUUUGA